ACGACAUUGAGGUCGAUAGUCGCAAACGUGUAGGGUGCUCUGGGCGUUGUUCUUGACGUAGAGAGCCGUCCACUGUGACCUGGAUGUGUGAAGCUGAGGGGGACUCCACAGGCUUCUUCUCGUGUAAUGGCGAUGAAUGGUAAUGAUCGUUUUCAACACACAUCUCCGUGUUGAAAGCGGUAACAUGGCGAGUUUGGUAUCCCCCUGGUCUGCUGAACUGUGACGCGCUAGCAGCCGAAUGGACGGCAUCGGUACGUUGUCGGUUGAAAGCUGGACUAAGUAGCCUCUUUGGGCAGUUUGGGUGCUUUACUGUCUCCGUUUGCUUCUGACGUGCUGGACUGGAACUGGAUAUGACUCCCGACUACGUCGUAACGUCAGCAUUACUGGGAGACGACAGUAUUUACUUCUCGGGUGAGGAAGUGGAGCUGCGUCAAAAUAGCUGAACUAGAUAAGGUUGAAGCCGGACGUUUGGUUACGUUGCCUUCAUAAUAAAGGCGCAAAAUACAUUAUUUUUACCUUGCAUUUUGAAUUUCUGGGAUUAAUAGAGCAGUAAAACGAAGGGAAUACGACAGGCGACUAUUUUAAUACAAAAAAGUGUUGUGGCAUUCGUUUUACCCCAAUACACUGCAUUAUCUGUACCUCGCCACUCCUUUUAUUUUCGAAGCUGGGAACGGAAGCCGUUUUUGGUUGCACUGUUGUUGAGACCGGUGGGAAAGGGGAUGUGGCCAUGAUGUAUUUAAGUUGCUGUUGGAGACAUGAACAUCGCUGAGUCGGCGCCGGAGCCCCGCUUCUCCUCCGGACACAGCGGGCGUCGUAUCUGGACGAACACGACCGAGGCUUCCGACCGGACCAUCUCCGUGAAGUGCUUCUCACCCUCUCGCCCGGACACUUUGUUGAAUUGGCGUGAUGGGCCGUCUUCGGUGCUGAUGUGAGAACAGCAUGUAAAUCGAUACAGUCACGUGGAUUGUUUUUUAUUAUUCAUUUAAUUCUUUCGUUUUGGUCCAAGGGCUUUGCUAUUUUUCCUCGUGUUAUUAUAUAUAUGUGUGUAUAUAUAUAUAUAUAUAUAUAUAUACACAUAUAUCAUUUUUUUUUUUUUUUUUUACAAAUGUCAACAACUCAGCAUCAAAGGAUGAUGGAGUCGUCUCUAGCUCUCGGUAGACUGGAGCUGACCCCCAGCCCAGCCGCUGUUGGGGUCAGCCUGGCCCCGAGGCUAUCGGGCGGCCAGCGGCAGACGGGACAACAAGGCCCGGCUCAUCUGAACGGCUGCGUCCCGCUGUCACAUCAGGUGGCCGGCCACAAGUACGGCGUGGACAAAGUGGGCAUUUUGCAGCAUCCAGAUGGGACAGUCCUGAAACAGCUUCAGCCUCCACCAAGAGGUCCUCGAGAGAUGCAGUUUUACAGCAUGGUAUAUAAAGAGGACUGCUGUGAUCCAUGUCUCCUGGAGCUCCAGAACCACCUUCCUAAGUACUAUGGAACCUGGUCCUCUCCUGACAGUCCCAGUGACAUGUACCUGAAGCUGGAGGAUGUGACUCGUCGUUUCGUCAAGCCAUGCAUCAUGGAUGUGAAACUGGGUCAGCGCAGCUACGAUCCGUUUGCCUCGCAGGAGAAACGAGAGCAGCAGAUCAGAAAAUACCCACUGAUGGAGGAGAUCGGCUUCCUGGUCCUCGGCAUGAGGGUUUAUAAGGUGUGCAAUGACACAUUUGACUCCUACGACCAGCACUAUGGGAGAGCACUGAUUAUGGAUACUAUUAAAGAUGGUCUGGCUAAAUUCUUUCAUAACGGUGUUUGUCUGAGAAAGGAUGCCGUGUCAGCCAGCAUCCGCCGGGUGCAGCAAAUCCUCCACUGGUUUGAGUCUCAGCACCAGCUGACCUUCUACGCCAGCUCCCUUCUCUUUGUCUACGAGGGUCUCCCCUCUUCUUCCUCCUCAUCCUCCCUUUCCUCCCUUCUCAGCACCCCAUCCGUCUGCCAGACAAUGGUGAAAAGUGCCACGUUGUCAUCAGCGGUUGACAGCUGUCAGAGGGAGGAUGAGGAAGCCAGACAGGAAGGGGCGGGGCAGGAAGAGGAGGUGGCCGAGUACAACAAUAACAACAUUCAGGCGGUGGUGCCCUGGUAUAGUCAGGCCAUUUACACUAACCACAGGAAACCUGGCCACCACCACUGUGCAAAGGGUCAUCUACAAGGCAACAGUAGAGCUGGUGAAGCCGUGGAGACGACGGUGAGCUCAUUUUCCGGAGGUAACAACUUAGUACUGUGUCAAGAAGACAACUCCACAUGGAAACAAACAGGUGAGGCCCAGCAACCACCAAAUGCCAAUGGAAACAAAUCACAACUGGAAAGGAAGGUUGCGGAAGGAGAGAGGGAGGAAUGUGGCAGAGGGAGAGAGGAGGAGGAAGUGGAGGAGCUGAAAGGACGAGGAAACGAGGCAACAGAGGAGAGUGGAGAAGACACAGAGGUGGAGGUAAGGAUGAUUGACUUUGCCCAUGUUUUCCCGAGCGAGAGCCACGAUCAUGGCUACAUCUUCGGCCUCAAACACCUGCUGACAGUGCUGGAGCAGAUCCUCUGUGACAAUGCCUAGAGUUCUAACUCCUCCUCACUCCCCCUGAAGCUCCCGACCUGCAUACAGUGAAACUCUUUCUCUUCCCCGUCUACCUGCUCCUCUUCUCAAAAGGCAGGAGAGAGGGAAGAAUCAAAGAAGUGAAAACUAAAAUUGAACCAUCGUUGUCAUCAUCAUCUCACGUAAUUGUGAUGGUCUGUCUGUGUUUGUGCAUGUGUGUGUGUGUGUGCCUGUCUGAAGCGGGGAGGUGGUUGAUGCUGACAGCUGUGUUAUCCCUGUGUUCAGCAGCAAACACAUGCACUAAUCCAAUGAAGGCAUUACAACCCUGUACUUAAACACAACAUAUGCAGCUGCAUGAUUUACUAAUGCUCAGACAAGCUCGUCAUAACCUAAAUUCAACUGUAGUCCAUUUAGAAUGCAUUUAAAUCAAUUUGAAACUAGAUAUCAGUACAUUUGACACCCUUUAAUAUCUUUUGUUGGGUUAGACCACUGUGGGGAAUGCUACAAUCUAUGAGCAGCACAGGCAAUAUGGGUUUACAUGUGUUUUAAAAAAAAAGGGAAUCCUGUACUGAGAUUUUUCAGAUGCUUUUCUCCAGAUUCCAAAUAAUCUUAUUCAAGAUUAUUCUCCUCAAUUGAAUUUCUUGGAUUUCUCUUUGUCUGUUAGCUGAAGACCUAUAGGUGAUGUGACUUAGUGCCGUAAAGCGCAACGAUACUUUUCGUAGGAGAUCACACCCGCUCAAACCUAGAGACAGACAUCCUUUUAUUGUUGAAUAAGUUAAAGUAGUAAUCAUAAUGACGUCUUGAAGGUAAGUUGACACCGAUUUGCUGUACGAGCAUUGCAUAAAUCUUGAAGUCUGCAGCAUGUUGAAGUUUAAGUCGGGUUGUCAUUUUGUGUUUGGUUUAAACCACUGUCUACAGGUAUUUAACUCAGGUAAAUUUACUGUAAGAAAAUGUUUGAUAUUACUACUUUUGUCCUACAAGAUGAUCCUCAUGCUGUCUGGUUGUUCAGCUCUAAAUGAAUGUUUUAUAUAGUCUUAUCUUAACUCGUGAUUGACCUAAUCUCAUCCUUUUAACCGUACAAUUAACUAACACCCAGUGUAUUGUCUUUUAACUAUGGCAAUUUUAAUUGUUGUUGUACAUGUUCGGCUGCCAAAUCACUUCUUCUUUCUGAAGCCUGUGCUCUUUGCUGUGACUAGACAUCGAUCUGGGAUUAACCAUUAGUCGCUUUGUGAUUUCAAGUUAUCAUAAUGUCAUGAAUUGAUUUUUAUGCAGGCAACAAUUGGAAAAUCAACCAUUUCCUUCCUGAAUUCUGGAGUUAUGAUCAUUAGGAGGAUUUGUGGGGUUUGACAGAAGCAUAUUCUAGUGGAUGACAGAUGUGCUGUGAUUGGUUGACAUAAGAUGUACUCGCGUAACUUCCUUAAGGAUUUUAAGAUUGUAGUAAAAAGUUAUUUGAGACAUGCUGCUUUAAUGAGAUUCUACUGACUGACUCGCUGCUAAAAGGGAAAGACAGCAACUGAAUGGUUUUGUUUAUUUUUCUCGGGGGGGGGGGGGGGGGGCAGAGUAACAGUUCUAAAUAAAGAAGGAGUCAACUCAUUUAAUUUUACUUUUUUAGAAAAUUUGUCUUGCAAACAUGACUUACGUCACUUGCGUUUGUCUUGUUUUCUCUAGAAAACAAAAUGAGCCUAGUUUGACAAGAAAUCAAAACAGAACACCAUAUUCCAGAGACGUCAGCCACAUGCCACGGCCUUCAUAAGCAGAUUGGGUUUCAGUUAUUAAUGCACCCACUAAAAACCUACCUUGUGAUCUUUUUGUAAAUUUUUAUUUACUUUAUUUACUUUGAAAAAGUUUUGUACAAACUCUUGAACAUUUUUUUAAUCUCUACUCUCAUAUGUCAUGGUCAAAAUGAGGGAUGUCCAUGGUGAAACAAACCUGUAAAGACUGCAAGGCAGGAUGAAGGCAGGAUUACUCCCAGGGGCCCUAUGCAUAUCCAUGGUCAGAUUUGUAGUCCGUUGAAUAGUUUCAAGUUAUAUUCCACACAGAGAAAUUUAAAAAGUGCAAAUAUGUUUCAUAACAUGCACCUCUAAUCACAAUAGAAAAGGAAAUGCAGCUUUUAGUGUGGGCGUUUCAGACGAGCAGCACUGAAGAUGUGUGAGUGAAUGUCCAUCCUCACCUCAGUCUGACCCAUGUAUUAGUCUGACCCCACUUUCCAGUGUGAUGGCUGCCUAUGAAAUGUUCCGUCUCUCCUCUCUCUGUCUUUCAACAAUGGACAAAUGCAACAUACCUUUUAAUUAACUGUGUAUCUUCAAGAUGGAAAUAGUAUACCUAAAUCAUUCUUCAAUGCUGAGCAGUUGCCUUUGUGCCACUGUCUCUGUCUUUAGGUUUCUGAAUAGCUUUACUGAAUCCACCCUCUGCUCUCUGCACUUAAAAUGGAGCUGGUUUACAACAUGAUGCUAAAGGUCACUGCCCCAGUACGCCAAAAAACAGCUUUGAUUUUAACCUAUGAUAUGCACAGGCCUCUGAAGCUUUUAAUAGAUGACUACAACAAACAAUAUGAAAACACUUGUCUUCAGCAAAUGACCUUUAUUAAGUGUGUUUUGAUUUUAAUCUAAAUCAAAAGAGACUGCUGAUUAGUAUAUAUUUUCUCUAAUGUUUUUAUUAAGACACUAGAUCAUUUGUCUGAAUGAAUCAAUGUGAAAGUUGAGGAGUAUUUUAAGGGAUAUUAUCAGGAGUUAGAGAAGAAUUUAUUUUUUUAAUCACUGCCUUAUUUUCUGUCCAUGUCUCCUAGUUGUCUGUAUUUGAAAUAUUGAUUAUUGGUCAUUCUGGCAGUUUUUUAAAUCUCGUCUCUGUUUCUUGUCAGCUGUAUAAUGGCUAACUAACAAAAAGCAUAUCAUGCAUUUGCAUACCGGGCAUUAUUGAUUGAAUUGGUUUGAUCAUUAAAUGACUUGCAGUAAUGCAACAUUUGACUUUAACUCCCCUCAAUCAACCAAUGUUACUGAGAAUUUGUAUUACAACAUUGUUCCCCAGAUCACAUGAAUGUUCAAAGAUUAAAUGGCAGCAUGUUUCCUUUUCAAGGACCACAGGAGGGGUUUGACAUCUAAUCCCACAUAUUACAUCACAUUCCUUCUUUACAUUACAGCCAAUCACCUAGAGUGUUUUUAGAUUACUGAAUAUGUUUCUCCAGCUUCCUCUCAGGCAGCCAUUGGUGUCCAUCCAACUUAACUGUUUUGUGGUCAUUUUUAUGAAACUCUCUGAAUUACCAUAACUGAUUACACAGUGAAAUAACAAAGGGUUCUAUACUAUAUAUAUUUAUAGAAGACAUAGGUUUUUGCAGUGUUCAACCUGUGGAAUAAUGAGCAAUAAUUAUAUCAAGUUGUAAAAUUAUCAAUUAAAAAUCAGAUAAAUAAAUUUGUCAAUUAAUAGUUCUGUUACUUUAUUCUGUCUUUAAAUGAUGUAAUAUAAUUGUUGGAUUUAAAAAGCAAACUCCAAGCUUUUAAAUUAUAUGUCUGUUAUUCCAUUUAUUUAUUUAGCUGACUAUCACAUCCAGUCUAACAUAUAUCCAGCCUAAUAUUUCAAUCACAGUUUUUUUUUUAAUUUUUUGACUCUUAAAGAUGACAUUUUUCUUUUUAAAUGCAGUGAUGACAUAGACAGUUUUAAUGUUAGCACAGGAAACAAAUGUAUGGUGGCAUGGAAGAAAAUGGAAAAAAAUGUUCAUAUUAAACUCAUUCAAUGUUAUUCCAUUUUAAAAUGUAAUCUUUCAUCAUUUCAGGACAGCCAGGACAUAUUUAAAUCAUGUUUUCUAAUA
Scophthalmus maximus (turbot) is the source of this 6356-nucleotide messenger RNA. It is a transcript of the gene ipmkb, whose product is annotated as inositol polyphosphate multikinase b. The record is from RefSeq and is a predicted model, not a curated record. Gene Ontology annotation, cellular component: cytoplasm; nucleus. The transcript has 6 exons. Gene Ontology annotation, biological process: inositol phosphate biosynthetic process. Lineage: Eukaryota; Metazoa; Chordata; Actinopteri; Pleuronectiformes; Scophthalmidae. Bases 1040 to 2575 code for a protein of 511 amino acids. Gene Ontology annotation, molecular function: inositol tetrakisphosphate kinase activity; inositol-1,4,5-trisphosphate 3-kinase activity.